AUGUUCGGAUUUAUCAAGAAGAACUCCAAGAACAACAAGGCCGCCAACAAGAAGCCUGUUGGUAACGAUCCCGCGGGCUAUGAAGGCCAAGAGCAAGACUACUACCAACAAGAGAUUAAAAUGGAGACACCAUCUCGUCCGGCUUCGCCGAAGUUCACUUACCCGCGGAAGGGAUCGAAGCCCCUUCCAUCUACCAUCAAGAAGGAGCCGACGCCAUAUAUGCCACAAGAGCCACACUACCACAGAGGAGAGAUGAAAGUGGAGACCCCGUCUCCUCCUGCCUCGCCGAAGUUCACUUACCCGCGAAAGGGAUCGAAGCCCCUUCCAUCUACCAUUAAGCAGGAACCAACGCCAUAUGUGCCACAAGAGCCAACGUAUGCGCGGCACGGAAAAAGGGUUUCCGAAUAUGCUCAACAAGCCUUCUAUAAUUCUCGAGAGCAAAGCUACGACCAUCAGGAGAAACGAAUUAAGACGGAACCAGAGGAUGCUGACGAGCCAUUCUCGUACGCGCGGAAAGGGAGGGGGGCAUUUGAUGCCAAGAAAUGGGGCUGGUCUGGUUGA
This is a messenger RNA of Hypoxylon fragiforme, 561 nucleotides long. RefSeq lists its product as uncharacterized. The transcript has a single exon. The record is from RefSeq and is a predicted model, not a curated record. Bases 1 to 561 code for a protein of 186 amino acids. NCBI's taxonomy places the organism in Eukaryota, Fungi, Ascomycota, Sordariomycetes, Xylariales, Hypoxylaceae.